AUGUUAGUCAUCGCGGAGGUCCUCAGCCAGCUGAAAUGGCUUCAAAUGAGCCUUCCAAAGGCCCAGUCGCUUGGAGACCUUGCCAUCUUUGAUUCGGCCAGCCGGGGCCCGCUAGGCUCUCUGAGACUCCUCUAUCUCUCGAAGCCUCAGUCGAGCAUGUUGCCUCCAAUGGUCUAUGCGGCAUCUCUGAUCACGGUAGCCGGCCUGGCCAUGGGCCCGUUCACACAGCAGGUUAUCAGUGUCCAAGCAGACAACUUGGUACCGGCGGAUGGUAUGAAUUCAACUAUUGGAGUGACCAACUAUUACAACCGUCGACCUGCAGCAAAUGACCUGGAAGUGGUCGUUCUUGGAGACGGAACGGUCGCGCCCGCCCCGACCGAUGCGAUGGCUCUUGACGUGGAUCCAGGUGUUCAAGGAGCAUUUUAUGAUGGCUACUACGACCUGGGCAAAUCUUCAAUCGAUUUCACCUGCCCUUCCAGCCAGGAUCUCGGCGGCCUUUCCAAGGCUUAUGAUGUGUCCGAGGGCAAUUGGGUCGUUUUUUUAACUCCAGAUGUCAAUGGUGAGAAUGUCUCCUCACCUCUGCCACCUUUCGACCACAGUGUGUUCAAUGUCAGCAUAUACGACCAUUUGGCUUUGUCAAACUAUUUCAUUAGCAAUUUCAAUUUCACGAGUGAGUCUAUUACCGCUCUUUUCGGCAACGGGCGGAACGUAACCUCCACUCUCUUGAAUAUCACCAAUAGUAUCACCAAGUCGGUAAUGCGAUGGAAUCCGGAGUUGGCGGCCCUUGGCAUCGUGUGGCAACAAGAGUCCAGUACCAAAGUCCAUUGGUGGUGGUUGGUCUUUCCCUUGGCUGUGGUAAUCUCCAGCGCCAUUCUGCUUGCAUCGAUGAUGGUGGCGUCGCGGCACUACAAUGCUCCAAAUUGGAAGUCAUCUCCGCUGCCAUUCUUGUUCCACGGGAUUCGAGACUGGAACGACGACGAGGAACUCGAUUUAGUUGAGGGUAGACUGGAAAAGGUGGACGUGAUGGAGGGCAGGGCAAAGUCAAAGCAGGUUCAAAUAGUUACCAGUCUGGAAGGCGGCAGGUGGCUGGCGUAA
Diaporthe citri is the source of this 1095-nucleotide messenger RNA. RefSeq lists its product as uncharacterized. The record is from RefSeq and is a predicted model, not a curated record. The transcript has 2 exons. The coding region runs from base 1 to 1095 and encodes 364 amino acids. NCBI's taxonomy places the organism in Eukaryota, Fungi, Ascomycota, Sordariomycetes, Diaporthales, Diaporthaceae.